This is a messenger RNA of Neolamprologus brichardi, 786 nucleotides long. Lineage: Eukaryota; Metazoa; Chordata; Actinopteri; Cichliformes; Cichlidae. The record is from RefSeq and is a predicted model, not a curated record.
UAGACGGAUUUCCGAACGUAGCGAAAUAGCCGAGAGUUUGUUUACGUCCUGUUGGUUAGCUGACAGCUGUUGUAGCGCUUUCCUCACAGAAACACUCGUGUCUGCAUGUCUUUGUUAGUUUUCCCGAACUUCGUCAACUUUUAGCCAAGUGUCGUGAAUGUCUGAGAUGGGAUGCUUUAUUGAAUGAGGGGCUGCUGCUAGAUGCCGACAGGAGGAUGAACUCCAUCACCGGUCGGGUUCUUGCUAUCCCCGCCGCCUCUGUCACCAACUCUGGAGCUUCAGCCUCUCGAGCCCUACAUGUGGAGCUCACAUCCCAGCAGAGACGGUUGCGUCAUCUUCGGAGCAUCGCAGCCAGAAACAUUGUCAACAGGAAUGGCUCUCCACUGCUGGACACGUACUUCACCCUCCACCUUUGUUUAGGAGACCGCAUUUCUAGAGAUUUUUACAAGAGUGAAGUCAUUCGAGACUCACUGGUGAGUAAACGAACCCUCAAACACUUCCUCUCCGCGUCCUGGGAUAGGUCCAGUAUGUUGUCAUUUCCUGUAGCCUGCUGUUGGAGAAUGUCCUCAUUACGAGCAGUGAAGCGGUGCUUUUCUGAAUGCUAAGCUUGGCAUUUCUCUGUUCCCUUCUUGCCAGUCACACAUGUAGCCAGCUCUUGUUUAACAUGAUUUGCUGAAUAAAAUAUCAGGCGUGUGUCGGCAUGAAUAAAAUUCGAUCCGCGUUUCUCUCAAACAGCUUUUUCUUUUGGCCUGCACGCAUCAUUAAACUGUGCAAAUGACCGUGCUG